AAGCAGGAGGGCAGUCAUGCCCACAGUGCUCGUGGCUUCUAUCAACUCAAUGCCGCCGCUGCCUUGCAAAAUCAUCUAGUGCUUCGCCAUCUUGCUGUCGUUGCAGUCUACAGCUUUGCACUGUACUGGAGUUGUAUUUCUGGAGGAAUUGCCCCGGCUGAGGUAGACAAUGCAGCUAUACCAUUAUCGUUAUGAGUGAAGGGAGCCAAGCUGUCGGCAGUGACGCUGUGUUACCUGAGGGGCCAGUAGGAGGGGUCCCACAAGCUAAGCCACUUCACAUCCAGCGAUUAGAGCAAGCAGUACGCAUUGAGCCUUAUUUGAAUUAUGUUGAGAAACUUCUGACUGCCUCGACACCUGAGCACAGUGAGGAGGAGCUAUUUAAAGAAGAGAUUGGGCGUGAUGCUGUCUUACCUGAUGACGAAGCCCUUCAAGAAGAUAGCAUCCGAGACAAAGAUAUCAAAGUAGUUAAUGGUCUGACCACAUCGAGGGCAGAGAGGAAGGCAGAUCGGAGACGAUUGUACAAUAUAUCCAAAAUUAAGAAGAGCAGAAGGUGGUUGAAGAAUAUUCUGCUUAGCGAUUCAUCGGAGUCGUCCGGAGGGGAGGACGAGGAGGACAAAGCCUUUACACAAGAGGAGCUAAAGGAGAUGAUACAGCUCCAUCGCUACAAACGUCAGUGUCAAAGCAAAUUCUAUACUGAGGGAGAGCUUCAGCAGUAUCAGUACUAUAGCACCGGACUCUUAUCCAGCUACGAUAACUUCCUGGACCACAAGAAACAAGUCUUAGGUCCCAAACAGAACAAGGAGAAGGAACUGAAAAAGGAGAAAGUUUCUCCUCCACAAAGUAUCAUUAAAAUGCCAGAGGAACAACCUGAACCAGAGAAAUUAAAGAAGGCUAAUCCCAAACCAAGAAAGAAAGUGGAGGUCUUGGAGAAACAAGAGCCACAGAUGCAGGUGGCACCACCUGUUGUGGCCAAUGUCAGGACAUCCAUCGCUCACUUCCAAGAUGCCCUGAACCAUAAGAAGUUAAUGGCAAUCAAGGAUGUGGAGGCAAGACGUAGGAGGGUGUGGCAUGCCAUCGUCCGCAAGGAUAUCCCAAAGGCACAGAAACACAGGACAUCUGUUCAUAACAACAUCCUGACCAAUGCACGUAAGCUGGCCCAGGGGUGUCAGAAGGAGCAGCGGCGUUCGGCGAUAGCCUCCCAACGCAUCUGCAAAGAGACGCCUCACCGUGCCCGGCGUAUGACGCGAGAGAUGACCGCCUACUGGCGUCACUACGACAAGGUGGAGCGGGAACAUCGGAAGAAGGCAGAGAAGGAAGCCCAGGAGCAAAGACGUCUUGAUGAUGAGAUAAGAGAGGCCAAGAGACAGCAGCGCAAGCUGAACUUCUUGAUCACCCAGACGGAGCUCUACGCUCACUUCAUGAGUCGUAAGCUCACUGGGGAAGGGGAGGAGGAGAAAGAGCAGAUUCUGAGUAGGUUAGAGGACCACACCCCAAAACGCCACGUCCCUGUUCAUGGUGGGGUCUUGGUGGACGUAGAGGACGAUGACUAUGACUGCGACAUUGUCAAGCAGCAAGCAUUGUCCAACGUUUCCCUGGCUUACUCUACCCAUCAAGAGAAGCAGAGGAUCUUUGAUGCAGAUAUGCCUCUGCCAGAGACUAAUGCAUCACAGCAAGCAUUUGACAAUGAGUUCAGUCUGAGUGACCCGGCGAUGUUGAUGAAGUCUGAGAGACCCCAGCCUCAGAUGUUCAGAGGGCAACUGAAGAGCUACCAGUUGAAGGGGAUGAACUGGCUUGCUAACCUCUAUGACUGCAGUAUUAACGGCAUCCUUGCUGAUGAGAUGGGGUUAGGGAAGACUGUACAGAGCAUUGGCUUCUUGGCUCAUCUCGCUGAGACUCAAGGAAUCUGGGGUCCAUUUCUGAUUGUCGCUCCAGCAUCCACUCUACAUAACUGGCAGCAGGAGUGUGCUCGCUUCGUACCAAACUUUAAGGUUCUGCCUUACUGGGGUAACCCCCAAGAGCGUCGUAUCCUGCGUAAGUUCUGGAGUCAGCAUCUCCUUCAUACAGUGGACAGUGAGUUCCACAUCCUCAUCACCAGCUACCAGCUUGUCAUCCAAGACAUUAAAUACUUCCAGCGUAUCAAGUGGCAUUACAUGAUCCUUGAUGAGGCACAGGCUAUCAAGAGCAGCUCCAGUGUAAGGUGGAAGUUACUCCUCCAGUUCAGCUGUCGGAACAGACUUCUCCUCACAGGCACACCGAUUCAGAACAGCAUGGCAGAGCUGUGGGCAUUGCUUCAUUUCAUCAUGCCGACACUAUUUGACAGCCACGAUGAGUUCAAUGAAUGGUUUUCAAAGGAUAUUGAAAGUCAUGCAGAGAAGCAGUCUGGCAUUAAUGAAGAACAACUGUCAAGACUACAUAUGAUUCUGAAGCCUUUCAUGUUACGUCGUAUCAAGAGGGAUGUGGAGAAUGAACUCUCUGAUAAGAUUGAGAUCCUUGUGUAUUGUCACCUGACGACCAGACAGCGUCUCUUCUAUAAAGCUUUAAGAAAUAAGAUCUCCAUUGAGGAUCUCUUACAAUCCUCGUAUAACUCCUCAUCCUCUUCAGCCUCUUCAUCAGCGUCUCCAUCCUCACAGACUUCAGCAAGUAGCCUCAUGAACCUGGUUAUGCAGUUCAGAAAGGUGUGUAACCACCCUGAGCUGUUUGAGAGACGGGAUACUAGAUCGCCAUUUUUCUGUCAGCUUGAUCCUCCAGUGUACAUAAUGCCUAGACUGCUGCAUCAUCAGGGAUUGGUGGAUCGAGUAGACACUACAAGAAACAAAAUUCUUCGCAGCACCCUGUCUAUCUUCUCACCGGAUUACAUCCACCAUUCCCUGUCUCCGUCCGCCUCCGGUCGUCCCCGGAGUUCCUGCUUUUCCUUCUCGCGGUUCAUAGACGUGUCAGCGGCUGAACUUCACGCCCAGACCGUGAUGGGGCUGAUGUCACGUUGGCUGGCCCUCUUCCUCAUCAUGAAGGCGGCCUACAGGAUCCACCACGGGAACCAGUGGGAAGGAAAGGAGCUCGGGACUAGUGUAGAACCAGAUUAUAGGAAUCUUGGGAGACGUAGUCUGCUUCUCUGGCCCUCCUGGGUCACCAGUCGACCCAACAUCACCGGCAGCUUACCGCUUCAGGAUCUCAUCUUCACCAGUCGUACCUCCACCCUCAUCUCUCAUGUGACUCACAACUUUUACUCCAUGCCGGAGUCGCCCUGGCAUCGGAGAAUCCGUCUCAGCAAAGAACAGGAUACAGACGAGGGGUCGCUGAAUGGGGACCGGUCGCCGAGUAGGGCGUCGCCGAGAAGUCCACGCAGUCCGAGGAGUCCUAGGAGUCCAGCUGUAGCGAGGAAGGCGAGACAACCUAGUGCCGGGGGUAUGUUGUCAGCUUCAGGUCACUUCUUAGCAAUGGUCUCUGAUCGACCCUGCGCCAUUAGAGAUUGCAGUCAGACCACUUUACCACCAUUCAUGUACAGAACCAUGCCCAAGGCGGUCGCUCCAGUAUUAGGUCACUACUGCAUUGACCGCCAGGCUGAAUACGACCGGAUCAAGGAGAGUCUUGGAGGGUCACUGGAGGCUUGGCUGUGUGUCAAUCAUGGAUCACCUGACCACUACCGACAGGGUCAGACGGGGGCGCUGUUUCCUGAACCUCUUGGGGGCAUGAGUGCCGUCCAGCCGUACCAUGGAUGGUCCAGAAUACAGAUACCAGAUAAGCAGUAUUUAGUCACAGACUCGGGGAAGUUGUACGUCUUAGAUGCCUUACUCAAGAGACUCAAGAGGCAGGGACAUCGAGUCCUCAUCUACUCUCAGAUGACUCGGAUGAUUGAUCUCCUGGAGGAGUACAUGUGGCAUAGAAAACACACCUACAUCAGACUAGACGGUUCGUCUAAGAUAUCGGACCGAAGAGAUAUGGUUGCUGAUUUCCAGAGCAGAUCGGAUAUCUUUGUCUUCCUGUUGAGUACGAGGGCCGGGGGUCUGGGGAUCAAUCUGACUGCUGCGGAUACGGUAAUCUUCUACGACAGUGACUGGAAUCCAACCGUAGACCAACAAGCCAUGGACAGGGCUCAUCGUCUCGGCCAGACCAAACAGGUUACUGUGUACCGGCUAAUAUGCAAGGGUACCAUCGAGGAGAAGAUCCUGCAACGAGCCAGGGAGAAAAGCGAGAUCCAGCGUAUGGUCAUCACCGGAGGACAGUUCAAACCAGAGCAGCUCAAGCCCAAGGAAGUCGUCUCUCUCCUACUGGACAAUGAGGAGAUUGAAAUGAAAUUUCAUGAACGACAGCGUGAGAAGAAGUUAACUGAAGAGCGCUAUCGAGCGAAGGAUCGAAAGAGGAAGAGGGACAAGUACGCUGAACUGAAGAAAGAUACCGACAAGAAACUGAAGGGAGAUGUGUUAGCCGCUCCCCUAGUAGGAGGACCACUGGUGUCCGACAGCACCAAUGUAUCCAUCGAUGGUGAAGACUCCAUGAUCAGUUUAGACUCUGGAGUUCCGAGUCCCCUCAGUGUGGUGAGUUGA
Molecule: messenger RNA, 4541 nt
Organism: Asterias rubens (European starfish)
Lineage: Eukaryota; Metazoa; Echinodermata; Asteroidea; Forcipulatida; Asteriidae
Product: chromatin-remodeling ATPase INO80-like
Exons: 30
Coding region: 192-4541 (1449 amino acids)
Biological process (GO): DNA repair
Cellular component (GO): Ino80 complex
Molecular function (GO): ATP-dependent chromatin remodeler activity; DNA binding; histone binding
Source: RefSeq, a predicted model, not a curated record